CACAUCAGCUCUCAUCCGCCAUGGACCUCUAGAUAUCUGACCCGGGCACAGAUGGGAUGAAAAUGCGGCGGCACCGGGUGUUCCUGCUCUGCACGGUGGGCCUGUGCGUCAUCUCCUUCCUCCACUACUACAAGGCGCUGCACUAUGUCUCCCUGCUGCGGGAGCUCUCCGCCCCCUACCCCAACAUCAAGUCCUUCAUCAUGGUCUCCGGCUUCUUCUGGAGGGAGAAGGGCGUGGCCUCCACCCCGAUCAGCCCCGCCUCCCCCGAAGAGGCCCCACCCUUACCGGUUAUCCGUCAGCCGGACGCCAAAGCCAGAGGCGCGUCGGGUGCUGCGGGAGGAGGAGGAGGCGGAGGAGGAGGCGGGGAAGGAGGAGGGAAGGGUCUGGGGAUCGGUGGGAUCAUGGUCGGAGGUGGUGGGGUUAUUAGCAGCGCCGGGCUGGAGAUGAGGCUGAGGGAGGAGGCGGCGGCUCCGUACCCCUGGGAGAAGCCUGAGGAGAACCAGCGGGGGGGUUCUCAAGACGAGGAGAGGGUUGAGGACCGUUUGCGACCGCAGAACCCCAACCUACAAGUUCAACCUGCUGAGCAUGACCUCCCAUUUGCUGGAAAAGACCACAGGGGGGGGUCCCUCAGGGAUCAAUUGCCGGACUCCUUGGAAUUCUUGGGAGACAUCCACACACACACACACCAGCUGAAAGAGGACAAAACACCGUACUUUGCCCGAACCAAAGCCGGGGCUCUUUGCUUUAGGCAGGGGACAGAGGUGGCUACACCCAAGGAGUACUCGGGGAAAUCAGGGGGGGCCGCGGCCAACGGAGCCGGGGAAGGGGCUCGGGCCGGGGGUGCUGGGCAACGGAAACCUCUGGAGGUCCAGCAGCAGCCCUCCAUAGCGCCCAAGGCCAAGACGAGGGCCAGGGGCAACGGGAAGCGGCUGGUGAAGUGUGUGUGUCGGCCGGGGUGGCACGGACCUUACUGUGGGGUUCCCACCAUGGUGUAUCACUCCAACCUGCCCACCAAGGAGCGGCUGACCCCCAGGGAGACGCCGCGGAGGGUGAUCAACGCCAUCAACGUCAACCACGAGUUCGACCUGCUGCACGUGCGCUUCCGCGAGCUCGCCCAAGCCGUCGAUCUGUUCCUCGUCUGUGAAUCCAACUUUACUGCCUACGGCGAGAGACGGCCGCUGAGUUUCCUGCGGCUCCUCCUCAACGGUACGUACGACUACGUGCGUCACAAGAUCCUCUACGUGUUCCUCGACCACUUCCCAGACGGCGGGCGGCAGGACGGCUGGAUCGUGGACGACUACCUGCGAACCUUCCUGACGCAUAACGGCAUGUCCCGGGUGGUCGGCGCCCGGCCGGACGAUGUGUUUGUCAUCAACGACGCCGAUGAGAUCCCAGCACGCGAGGGCCUCCUCUUCCUCAAGCUGUUCGACGGCUGGACAGAACCUUUCGCCAUCCACAUGCGCAAGUCCCUGUAUGGAUUCUUCUGGAAGCAGUUCGGCUCUCUGGAGGUGGUCUCGGGCUGCACGGUGGGGAUGCUCAGCGACGUGUACGACGGCGACGGGAUCAAACUGCGGCGCCGGGAGUACUACACCAUGCCGGGGUUCCGCAAGUACGAGAACGACACGGGCCACAUCCUGGUGCAGUGGUCGGUGGGCAGCCCCUUCCACUUCGCUGGCUGGCACUGCUCCUGGUGCUUCACGCCCGAGGGCAUCUACUUCAAGCUGGUGUCGGCGCAGAACGGAGACUUCCCGCGCUGGGGAGACUACGAGGACAAGCGAGAUCUCAGCUACAUCCAGGAUCUGAUCCGAACCGGGGGUUGGUUCGACGGCUCCGUGCAAGAAUAUCCUCCGGCGGACCCCAAAGAGCACAUGUACGCCCCCAAGUACAUGCUGGAGCACUUUGAGAGGUACCGCUACCUCCUUCAGAACCCGUACAGCCGGGUGUCCGGUCCGAGCGAGGGCUAGGAGGUCGGCCGGGCGGACACACGUGAGAUAACUAGCAGGGCCCGGGUGGGGCCUCGGCACUGAGUGGGACGGAACGGUACUGAUGAACUGCAUCUCUCCUUGGAGGGAUACUACAUGUAUCUCCACCAGGCAGCACUGAUGUUGCAGAGAUAAGAGAUCUCUAAAAAAAAAAAUCUUUUUUGGGGGAGGGGUUAAAAAAGGGAAUCACAUCCACCAUGGAUUAACGAUGAGGAUACAACCA
Molecule: messenger RNA, 2205 nt
Organism: Limanda limanda (common dab)
Lineage: Eukaryota; Metazoa; Chordata; Actinopteri; Pleuronectiformes; Pleuronectidae
Gene: mgat3b
Product: beta-1,4-mannosyl-glycoprotein 4-beta-N-acetylglucosaminyltransferase b
Exons: 5
Coding region: 57-1964 (635 amino acids)
Biological process (GO): protein N-linked glycosylation; N-acetylglucosamine metabolic process
Cellular component (GO): membrane
Molecular function (GO): beta-1,4-mannosylglycoprotein 4-beta-N-acetylglucosaminyltransferase activity
Source: RefSeq, a predicted model, not a curated record